GUGGCGGCGGCGCUCGGCGAUGGCGGAGUCCGGCGGGGCCGAGUUCGGCGCGGAGCGGCCGAGCAGCAUGGCUGACAAGAACAGCACCCUGAAAUGCACGUUCUCUGCUCCUGGCCACAGCACCACGCUGCUGCAGGGACUGGCCUCGCUCCGAGCCCAGGCUCAGCUGCUUGAUGUCAUCCUCACUAUAAAUAAUGAAGUGUUUCAGGUUCAUAAAGUUGUCUUGGCUGCCUGCAGUGACUAUUUCAGGGCCAUGUUCACGGGCGGCAUGAGAGAAGCCAGCCAGGACGUGAUCGAGCUCAAGGGCGUGUCUGCCAAGGGCCUGAAGCACAUCAUCGACUUCGCCUACAGCGCCGAGGUCACGCUGGACCUCGACUGCAUCCAGGACGUGCUGGGAGCUGCCGUCUUCCUGCAGAUGGUGCCGGUGGUGGAGCUGUGCGAGGAGUUCCUCAAGUCGGCCAUGAGCGUGGAGACGUGCCUCAACAUCGGCCAGAUGGCCACCACCUUCAGCCUGGCCUCCCUCAAGGAGUCCGUGGACGCCUUCACCUUCAGGCACUUCCUGCAGAUCUCGGAGGAGGAGGAUUUCCUGCACCUGCCCCUGGAGCGCCUGGUGUUCUUCCUGCAGAGCAACAAGCUCAAGAGCUGCAGCGAGAUCGAGCUGUUCCGCGCCGCCGUGCGCUGGCUGCAGUUCGACCCCGCGCGCCGCGCCAGCGCCAGCCGCGUGCUCUGCCACAUCCGCUUCCCGCUCAUGAAGUCCUCGGAGCUGGUGGACAGCGUGCAGACCCUGGACAUCAUGGUGGAGGACGUGCUGUGCCGCCAGUACCUGCUGGAGGCCUUCAACUACCAGAUCCUGCCCUUCCGGCAGCACGAGAUGCAGUCGCCGCGCACGGCCAUCCGCUCGGACGUGCUGUCCCUCGUCACCUUCGGCGGCACGCCCUACACCGACAACGACCGCACCGUCAGCCCCAAGGUGUUCUGCCUGCCCGACGCGGCCGGGCGCCAGUUCCGCGAGCUCACCGCCAUGGAGGUGGGCAGCAGCCACUCGUGCGUGGCCGUGCUCGACAACUUCGUGUACCUGGUCGGGGGGCAGCAGCUGCAGUACCGCAGCGGGGAGGGCGCCGUCGACGUCUCCUACCGCUACGACCCCCACCUGAACCAGUGGCUGCGCAUCCAGGCCAUGCAGGAGAGCAGGAUCCAGUUCCAGCUCAACGUCCUGCGCGGCAUGGUGUACGCCACGGGCGGCCGCAACCGCUCGGGCAGCCUGGCCUCGGUGGAGAAGUACUGCCCCAAGGACAACGAGUGGACCUACGUGUGCUCCCUGAAGCGCAGGACGUGGGGCCACGCCGGCGCCACCGCGGGGGACAGGCUCUACAUCUCGGGGGGCUACGGCAUCUCCGUGGAGGACAAGAAGGCGCUGCACUGCUACGACCCCGCCGCCGACCAGUGGGAGUUCAAGACGCCCAUGAACGAGCCGCGGGUGCUGCACGCCAUGGUCAGCGCCAACAGCAGGAUCUACGCCCUGGGGGGACGCAUGGACCACGUGGAUCGCUGCUUCGACGUCCUGGCCGUGGAGUAUUACGUCCCCGAGACGGACCAGUGGACCACGGUGAGCCCCAUGCGCGCGGGGCAGUCGGAGGCCGGCUGCUGCCUCCUGGAGAAAAAGAUCUACAUCGUGGGGGGCUACAACUGGCACCUCAACAACGUCACCAGCAUCGUGCAGGUCUACAACACGGAGACGGACGAGUGGGAGAGGGACUUGCACUUCCCGGAGUCGUUUGCUGGCAUCGCCUGCGCCCCCGUCAUCCUCCCGCAGGUGACGAGCCAGAGGUGACUCGGGGGGCUCCGGGGGACAGGGAAGGACAGAACAGCUCCAGAAUGUCCCUGCUCCUGCUGGGGAGCCCUGCAAGCCGGCUCCAGCAGCAGCACUUGCCAGCCAGGCAGACUGAACAGAUGUUACAGCUGGGAAAAGCUUUUCUCUCCUCUCUCAGCCAUUUUUGUGGUGGGGGGAGCGUUUUUGCCAACUUUUCGUAUUUUUAAUGCACUGCAAACAUUGGCAGCUGAGGAGUCGCUCAGCACUGGAGUCUUGUUUCCAAGAGAUCAGGUGAGGGUUUUUUAUCAAUAGCUCCAAAAAUAAAAAAAUCAUCGUGCGACGCUUUGUUGGUUUUUUAGCAAACAAAAAAAACAAAACAAAACCAAAACCUGUGUAACACACUGACCUCCAGAAGCAAUAAAAGGACAGUGGGAGCUACAGGAGCUCAGGUGCUUGGAUUGGGAAGGCAGAUCCCUGUUUUUCAAAGGUGACUUUUCCUUUUAUUUCCCCUUCCUGAAAAAGGGAAUAUUUAUCCCUGCACACCUCUGGUCUUCACUGCUCAGAUCACGCUGCAGUUCCUCGGCCCCUCCAGCUCCUCUAGUGCAGAAAUUCUCCCUUAAUUGGGGCGUGCAGGGUUUGCAGCACUAAAGCCAUGGUGAAAGCUUGAUUAUAUAUAAACAGCAUGAUUAUUUGGGUUUAGAAGUGCCAAAAAUUUGGCUGUCCUGGCAAUAAGAGCUCUGCAGUCAGUGAAGCCAAGAGCUCCCGCAGAUUCUGGGUCAGGGUUUUCACCUUUCCCAACUCUUCCUCCAGUAAAGGAGGUGGGUGCUACUCCCUCAGCAGCUGCAAGGUUUUCUUCCCUGCCACGUGGAUGAGCUGCUUGGCAUCCCCAGACGAUGGGAGCCCCAGUGGAAUGUGGUUUUGUUGUUGUUGUGGUGGUAUGUUCAAUUAAUGGGUUGGUUUGUGAUGGCUCUGCCAUUUUUGUAAAAUCUUCACUGCACAGAACACUUCCUGAACUUUCCUCUCCUCCAAGCCAUUUUCCUUAUUUAAUUUGACGAAUGAAUUGCAAAAACCUCUGCUUUUAUCAGGAAUUCUGUUUCCAAGGGCUUUGUUUUGUAUCUGUGUCAGCUUGAUUUGGAUGCAUGCGGUCUCCUUUUGUGGGGAAGCUGUUGCAUUCUGCUCUGAAAUAAAUCCUGGGCUGCAACCUUUAGUGCCAA
Molecule: messenger RNA, 3024 nt
Organism: Melospiza melodia melodia
Lineage: Eukaryota; Metazoa; Chordata; Aves; Passeriformes; Passerellidae
Gene: KLHL26
Product: kelch like family member 26
Exons: 3
Coding region: 20-1831 (603 amino acids)
Molecular function (GO): protein binding
Source: RefSeq, a predicted model, not a curated record